Sitodiplosis mosellana (orange wheat blossom midge) is the source of this 4965-nucleotide messenger RNA. RefSeq lists its product as uncharacterized. NCBI's taxonomy places the organism in Eukaryota, Metazoa, Arthropoda, Insecta, Diptera, Cecidomyiidae. Gene Ontology annotation, molecular function: nucleic acid binding. The record is from RefSeq and is a predicted model, not a curated record. The transcript has 5 exons. The coding region runs from base 1 to 4965 and encodes 1654 amino acids.
AUGGGUGACGCAAAAACGAGAGCGGAUACUCUCGCCAGCAUCUCUCGAAUGUCGGCAUACUUCGAGAGCAAUGAAUUUCAGACCGCAGAUUUAGUCGCUUUGGAAACGCGGUUGGGGCGUUUGGAGAAUUUGUUCAAAAAGUUUUGUGACGAACGUGACAAGUGCGUGGCCCAGACCGUAGAUUCGGAUCAGGCGGCAGUAGACGCAAACCGUGACGUCAUUUCAAAUGCCGAAGAUUUGUAUCUGGAAUUGAAGGCAAAGUUUGUGCGCAAAAUCAACUCACUCACCAAUCCAUCACCAACGAUUCCAGCUGGCGUUCAGCCAACGCCACCGGGUUCUCCUCAAGUGAAUCGCAGUGCACCGAAUUCAAGUGCUGUUGGGUUGCAUUCAACAGUCAGUGCAUCGCCUACUCCACCAACUGGACAUUCAGCAGCACAAACCAUUCCGAAAUUCAGUGGUGUUGACGGCGAUUGGCUCACAUUUCGCGACUCAUUCCGGCAAUUGGUACACAAUAACGAUCGUUUUUAUCCACUCGCCAAAUUCAACGCUUUGGCGUCGCAUCUCACCGGCGAAGCAUUGACGCACUUGGAGGGAUUGCCCCGAACUGACGAAUAUUAUCCAAUCGCAUGGGAUAUUAUCCUCAAAGAGUACGACGACCCACAAAAAAUCUCGGAUUCACUUCUGUCCACACUCGCCAAACUCAAGCCAGUGCCAUCCGACAGCAGUUUGCCAUCGUUGCGUUACGUACUGAGCAAGUUUCGUACUGUGACACGCCAGUUGCAGGCAUUGGGCACAAAUUUGGAAGCGUACGACCAAAUGUUCGUAUUUCAGUUGACCAGUUUACUGGAUACAAACACCCGAUGUGCAUGGGAACUCGGUCGAUCCAAACGGACCAGCUCUAAAUUACCCGAUUUGUUCCAAUUUUUAGACGAUCGCGUAAAGGGUUUGGCUAAAGCCAUGCAAAACCAAAGCAGUCGGCAUACUGCACCGUCAUCACAAUCUUCGUACAAUCAAAGUAGUCGGCCUACUACCUCAGCUCAUCAAUCACAGAUCAAAUCGGUCGUCGUCAAAAAAGUGAACCAGGUCUCCGGUGCAUCCGACACCUGCCGUUUUUGCAAGUUAAGUGUGCACAAUUUAGAUCAGUGCGAAAAAUUCAUCAAUUUGAACCCAUACCCGCGUUCACAGAAAGUUAAAACAUUGAAAGUGUGUUUUGGGUGCCUAAGUGACCAGCAUUUCCUUGAAGCUUGCCCCUCUCUGCCUUGUUUGCACUGUAACACUGGCAAAAAGCAUCACCCGUUGUUAUGUUUCGUUUAUUGCGAUAACCAAAAGAAGAAGGAAAAGGGAUUGGUAUGCGCAGCAGUACUUCUUGAAUCGGACUACGAAGAAAUCGAAAUAGACGAAGACGAGGAAGCAUUACUCGGUACUGCGAUGGUUUUAGUAAAAACUGCCUCGGGUGACCUCUUACCUGCGCGUGCGCUGAUGGACGGCGGCAGUCAAGCAAACCUGAUUAGCGAACAUUGUAUGCAACGGCUUGGGCUACCUCGUUCUGCUCGAAAUGUGUCAGUAUCGCCAGUCGGAAAUUCAAAUCGGUUGGACGCACGCGGCAUCGUGCGCCUAGUUAUGAUACCUCACAACACAAAUCGUCACUUCCAAUUAACCGUUAGCGCGCUAAUUAUGGGCCGAGUAGCAUCAGUCAUGCCUGGCGAUCCGAUCGAUAUUGGUGAUUUACCUGAACAUGUGCUGCAGGAUUUAGCUGACCCUGCACUACACAAAUCUGGCAAAAUAGACAUUUUGCUUGGCGCAAAUGUCUGGAGCCGAAUCGUCAUGGCUAGCCUACACGCCAGUCAAAACACAAAUUUGGUGGCUCAAUUGACUCGUUUUGGUUGGGUGGUUUUUGGCGGCCUCCAAAACCCCGACAACGGCAAUUUCGUCGGUAUGGUCGAAUUGCACGCACCAAGAAAUGAUAAGCUCAACCAAAUGUUGCAGCGUUUUUGGAAAAUGGAUGAAUUACCCAAACGUCAUCAUCGUUCGCCUGAAGAAGAAAUGUGUGAGAAGAUUUUUGUGGAGGGAUACGAGCGCACAGAAAGCGGCCGUUUUUGCGUUCCAAUUCCAAUUCAGCCAAAUGCUGUGCCACUGGGCGAAUCAAAAAAGCGUGCUUUGCGUACAUUGCGUUCAAUGGAAGCUAAAUUUGCUCGCAAGCCUGAAUUCCACCGCAAAUACGUCGAAUUUAUGCGUAAAUUGAUCGACAAAGGAAUCAUGGACCCAUUUACCGAUGUGAAUGAAAAUGCACCGCAUUAUUUUCUGCUGCAUCAUGGCAUUGAAAGCAAGAAGAAAAAACACCGUACGGUUUUCAACGGAUCAGCGCCUACUUCAUCCGAUGAGUCAUUCAAUGACAUUCAAAUGAAGGGUGAAAAAUUUCAGGAUAAUUUGGUCGACAUUCUGCUUCGCUUCCGAACGCAUCGCAUUGCUUUGGUUGGAGACAUCGAGCAAAUGUACCCUCAAGUAUUGGUAAAGGAAGAGUUUCAUCAGAUGCAAUUGGUUUUGUGGCGAGAAGAUACGAAUCAACCCAUCGUCACUUAUUGCCUGACCCGCGUUAUGUUCGGCAUGCGGUACGCCUUACACUCUGCUGUUCGUGCUUUGCAACAGGGUGCUAUCGAAGCUGCACACGAUUAUCCAAAUGCAUCGGCUGUUGCUCGCCGAGAUUUUUAUGUUGACGAUUGCAUGACUGGCGGCGAUUCUGCCGAAGAAGUCAUCGACCUGCGGGCACAACUACAAGAAAUGCUUCAAAAGUCGGGUUUUCCAAUUAAGAAAUGGAGUUCGAACAGUUUCAGCGUCAUGAGUUCCAUUCCUGAUAGCGAUUGGUGUUCAAAAACGCUCUUCGAAGAUUCUGAAACCGAAGAAAACUCCGUACUUGGUGUUGGUUGGGACGCAAUGCUCGACAAAUUGCAGUUUUUCGUCGACGAAAAUGCUUGGGCAGAACGGGUUACCAAAAGAACAGUCACCAGUGACGUUGCCAGAUUAAACCGUUGGCUUAUCUUCCGCGAGACUCUGAAGAAAGUAGAACUGGUUAGUGUUCCUCGAUGGAUGGGUUCAGUAAGCAACACCGAGCUCGAAUUACACGGAUUCUGCGACGCUUCUGGAUUGGCAUAUGCAGCGUCAAUUUACUACAAAGUCAAAGAUCCAUCUCGUGGCAUUCGAUGCGGCCUACUCACGUCAAAAUCUCGUGUUGCACCCGUACAAUCGGUUUCGAUACCGCGCCUCGAGCUAUGUGGCGCGCUAUUAGUAGCACAAUUGAUGAAAUCAGUGCACAAGGCGCUCGGUGAUCGGCAUAUCACCACCCAUUUUUGGUGUGACUCUCAAAUCGUUUUGCAUUGGAUUCACAAGGCCCCGUGUUUGUUCAAAGAAUUCGUUGCCAACCGAGUGUCGGAGGUUCAAGCGAUUACUCUAUCGAUCAGAGCCGUUUGGCAUUAUGUUCCAGGCGAAUGUUAUCCGGCAGAUAUUGCGUCUCGUGGCUGCGAUGCAGCAAACAUCAUCAACUUUGACCUCUGGUGGAACGGACCUAAAUGGUUGCCAUUGAGCAUAUUCGAUUGGCCUGCACAACCGGCAAGUUUGCCCGCUGCACUUCAGCCAGCAAUGCAGCAUGAACAAAAGGGAGCCACUGUUGCUGCGGUCACGCCGCUAUCGCAAAUCCUCGAAGCUCUUCUACUCAAUCCGGUCACACGUGGAGAAAUCGCUGGAGCAGAAAAUUUUUGGAUUUUGCAAACUCAGGCGUCGGCAUACGCUGAAGAAUUGCAAUACCUUGCCAAUCGUACCGAGCUGAACAAAAAGAGUAAACUCGCCAAAUUAUGCCCAUUUUUGGACUUUGAUGGCAUUAUCAGAGUCGGCGGUCGUUUACAGAGUGCAAAUGCAUCAUAUGAUGAAAAGCAUCCAGUAAUUUUACCCGGAAAUUCCACCUUCGUUCAAAUGCUGAUUCGCAGAGCUCACAUCACUCUCAUGCAUGGAGGUGCACAAUUGGUAACACGCUGUUUGCGGCAGAAGUAUUGGUUCAUCGGUGGUCGAAAUGCAAUUCGAAGCACCAUUUUUGAUUGCAUCGUAUGUAAAACGCAUCGCAAGGAAAAUGGGGGUCAACAAAUGGCACCGCUCGUACAGUCUCGCGUCAACAUUGUUGAGCGGCCUUUCACCGACAUCAGCAUCGACUAUGCUGGGCCAUUCGAACUGAAACGAUGGAGUGGGCGGUGCAAAACGAUGAACAAACUCGAUCGAGUAUUGGAUGUAUGGAAUCGAAGCGCUCAAGCCAGCAUAUUGGCCAGUCGCGGCAUCGACUGGCAUUUCAUUAUGCCCCGAUCUCCAUCACAGGGCGGCAGCCACGAAGUAGCAGUCAAACUGUUCAAACAUCACCUCAAGCGGGUUAUUGGGGUGCAAAAAUUGUCCGUAUUCGAGUUUCAAUCGAUCAUCACAAAGAUUGAAGGAUGUUUGAACUCACGACCGUUGGGAAUUUUGAACGAAGAUGCCGAUGACGAACUCGCGCUCACACCAGCUCAUUUUUUGGCUGGUAGUUCAUUUGAAUCGGUCCCCACCGAUUUGCCCAUCACCGAAAACGGUACAUUGGCAACCAAAUGGCGCCAGUUGCAACAAAUUCAGCAACUAUUUUGGAAGCGAUGGCAAACCGAUUACAUCAAUUCACUUCAAGUUCGAAACAAAUGGCUAAACCCCAAAGAAAACAUUCAAAUCAACGAUAUCGUAGUGGUUUGCGAGGACAACAUGCCACCAGCUCAGUGGAGACUGGGCCGUAUAACCGCUACUCACCCUGGCGCAGAUGGUUUAGUCCGAAAUCUAACCAUCCACACCGCAACCGGGUCAAUCAAGCGCGCCAUUCAGCGCGUCUGCAAGCUGUUGACGCCGGAAGAAACAAUUGGCCUCAAAGAUUCGGCUCCCCCCCAGGAUGUUGCCGCCAGCGACAAUUGA